Messenger RNA from Spodoptera exigua (beet armyworm), 1368 nucleotides. Lineage: Eukaryota; Metazoa; Arthropoda; Insecta; Lepidoptera; Noctuidae. The record is from the annotation of a GenBank genome assembly.
AUGAGCGAUGGUAGGUCUGUAAGUGGCCAACUGAAAAAGUUCGUGUUUCGUGGCAAGUCAUCAAGUAACGGAGACACUCGAGGUGAAUAUUUGGAGAUAGUUAUACCGGAGCUUCUGACGGCUGGCUAUUCGUUCUACACGUGGCCGUCGGCACCACUAUUAGCUUGGUAUUUGUGGACGCAGAGGCGACAUUUACGCGGACUUCGCGUACUAGAGCUAGGCUGUGGAACUGGCCUGCCAGGCAUCUUAGCUGCAAAGUGCGGCGCCCGUGUUACGCUCACCGAUAGCGUCGCUCUGCCGCGUUCCUUGCGGCACCUUUCUGCGUGUUGUGAGGCUAAUGGUCUUGUUGUCAAUCGCGACGUAAAGAUCUUAGGCCUCGCCUGGGGCCUGUUCCUAUCAGAAGUUCACACACUAAGACCAGUAGACUUAAUAUUAGCUUCAGAUUGUUUUUACGAGCCCUCCCAGUUCGAAGAAGUGCUAUCGACAGUUGCUUACCUCCUUGACGGCACUGACGCCCGAUUUUUAUGUUCUUACCAGGAACGCAGCGCAGACUGGUCCAUUGAGGCUCUUCUGAAGAAGUGGGGACUGAAGGGAGCUCUGCUGGACUUGGACUCACUCAAAUAUCCAGAUUCAGACUUCUCUGAUGAUGAACAGUCUCCUUUAGACAAAUCUUUUAGCAAAGCAUCCGACCAUGUAAGAAAACUAACAAAUGUACUGAAUAACAACCAACUGCUAGAGCUGUAUGGUCUGUACAAACAAGGCACUGAGGGUAAAUGUAACAUACCUAAGCCUGGCUGGUUGGAUGGCAGGGGGCGCAAGAAAUGGGAAGCAUGGAACUCACUGCACAACAUGCCACAAGAUGAGGCUAAACAAAAAUAUAUUGCAUUAGUACAGAAGUAUGCGCCAGAGUUGACAGAUCUAUCAAAUGAUAACGAGUCAGGAGGUAAGGAAGCCUGGGUGGCUGUAUCUUCCAUGCUGAAAUUACCAGAACCUGAACUGGUACACAAUGAAUUGUCCAUAUUAGAUGCAGCCAGAGAGAACUGUGCUGAUCGAGUCACAGAACUUCUUUCCAAACAUCCAGAACUCCGUCAUGAAAGGGAUGAGGAUGGUCUCUCUGCACUGCACUGGGCUGCUGACAGAAAUGCAACUGAAGCAUUAAAAGCAGCUUUGGAGGGAGGGUGCCCAGUGGAUGCUGCAGAUGAAUGUGGUCAGACAGCUCUACAUUACGCUGCAACCUGUGGCCACAUUGAGUCAACCACUAUACUGUUGAAAGCUGGUGCUGCACUCCUUAAAGAUGAGGAUGACUGUACUCCACUAGACUUAGCUUCUGAUGAUGACAUUCGGAAGGUUCUGGAAGGUGCUAAGUAG